Molecule: messenger RNA, 1066 nt
Organism: Cercospora beticola
Lineage: Eukaryota; Fungi; Ascomycota; Dothideomycetes; Mycosphaerellales; Mycosphaerellaceae
Source: RefSeq, a predicted model, not a curated record
GCGGGCCGAAGAUCCCCGAUCUGACGCGUUCGUGCCGCGACACGCGAUGUCAUCGGAUCCCUCAAUUCCCUAAAUCGAGACACGUUCUCCUCCAGAACACGCUUCCAGAUCAUCAACAACGACAACGACAAUGCUUGCCUUCGUGCCCUCGUCGCCGUCUGACUACACGUACGCGCCGCCAGUCUCAUCUCCGCUUGCGCCUCUCAGCACGAACAUCUAUGGCACGCGUCCGCGCCACAGCAACUACAUGAACGCUCACGAACCCGACGCGAAGCACACCAACUCCUCCUCGUCCAAGAAAGCGUCGCGCUAUUCCGAGAACAAUGCCGCACCUUCAUCGCCUUCUUUCCUAUCUUCCGUCCCGCGCUCCGAAGCCUCAAAACCUCAACCCACGAACUUCUCCGCUAGCAUAACCACGCCACCAACAACCUCGAAACUCCCUUUCUCUCAACGCUCUAUCAAACGUAAUCCACUUCAACAAGCAUCGUCCUCUUCAACUCUUCAGACCGCGCGUAGGAACAAUUACCUUCGCAAAAUCUCAGCGCAACGCGACGACAAACGCUUCGAGUCCCGAGGAGAAGAUCUCAUGCGAUUGGAUUUCUUAUCGCGACAGCGUGCGUGGGAAGCUGAUCGCGCGAGGGAAGCGGAGAAGGCGGCUUGGGGUGAGGGAAUUCUUGAAGAGGAAGAGGAGGCAUACGAAGAUGAGGAGUAUGAUCUUCCUGUCACGAGUCAAAUGGGUGCUUCGGCGUGGGGAAGCUCGGGGAUAGGAGAAGAAGAUGAGGUCGAAGAGUUCGUGAGGGAUGAGGGGAGAGAAUUGGAGGCUCUGUUGGAGAUCAUGCCGAGAGACGACGAUGCGAUGGAGGAGGAUGGCGGUGGAGACGAGACGAGCUUGUGGUCGGACGAUGCGGAUUACGACGAGCUGUUUGAGGAGAUGUUGUUAAGCCAGCAGAACCAAGAAGGCAUGGGACACAAUGUCACGGGGAGUGCGAUGUUGUCGUCACAGGCGAUGCCGGAUAUGCAACAGCAGCAACAUGAUGGCGGAGAAGACGAGAUGGACAUGUCAUGA